CCCAACCAAACAAGCUUCAAAGGUUAGGAGUAUGAUUUGAAUGAUAAAUAUGACGAGAUAUUUUUUUGAAAUGAUCGACGUGUACUAAGUGAAACAUAAGAUCUGAUAGAAUUUGGUACAUGGAAAUAGGAGAAUCAUCCCAGGAUAAAUAGAAAGCAGAUGUGAUAUGAUGAGCUCUCCACAGACACAGACCCAGACGCAGACCCAGACAGACUGCGAUGAUGGUGAAGCUUCCCGAAGAGAUCAUGAUCGACAUACUCUUGAGACUCCCAAUCACCUCCCUCUGCCGAUUCAGGUGUGUUUCGAAGCCAUGGCUCUCUCUAAUCUCCGACCCUUAUUUCAUCAAAACCCACCUUAAUCGCAACACCACCAACGAAAAACACCAACACGACCGACUCAUUCUCCUUUCAGAACCUUGCGAUUUCCACUCAGUCGAUCUCAAAUCCUUCGAAUUCCGCGAUCAUUUCGAGGCUUUGCACCUCAAAUUCUCACCAAAUCAAAGCCCAAGUGAUUGUAUGGAGAUUUGGGGUUCGUUUGAUGGGUUGUUAUUGAUGCUCGAUGACUUUUUCGAUUGCUUUUUAUUGAACCCAUCAACUAGACAAUCUAGAAAAUUACCCAAAUCCUCAUUUUCAGUCAACUCUGAAUAUUGUUUAGAUAGUUAUGGGUUUGGUUAUGAUUCAUCCAGUCAUGAUUACAAAGUUGUCAGAAUUUCUCAUCAUGACUAUGACUAUGAGGUUGAUUGCGCUGAUAAUAUAGUUAGUGUGUAUAACUUAAGCACCGAUUCGUGGAGAAGGAUUGGGGACUCUCCUUUUGACCAUUCACGUGACGAACCUUCACCGGGGAUUCUUCUUGAUGGGGCUCUUCACUGGGUUACUACGAGUGUUGUGGGUUCGAAUACAUCCAGUGUAAUUGCUUCACUUGAUUUAGCGGAUGAAACUUUUCAUAUUGUGCCGUGUCCGGGUUCUGUUGAUGACUCUAUUGUUGUUCAACAACUUGGUGUUGUUGGAGGCUGCCUUUGUGUGUUUAUUCCUCGCCAUUGUGGUUGUGAUGAUGUUUGGGUGAUGAAAGAGUACGGUGUCGUGGAUUCUUGGACCAAAUUUACCAUCAAUUACGCUAAUUUUACUUGGUUGAAACCGUUGUCUUUAUCAAGCACUUGUGAGUUUUUGUUUGAGGCAAGUGGAAAUAAGUUUGUCCUUUGCAAUCCACUUGAGAAAAAAUUUAAGGAACUAGUGGUUCAAGGCAUUCCAGAUUAUUAUGAUGCAGAAACUUACAUGGAGACCCUUGUUUCUCCCAAUAUGCCAAGCAUCACAUAAAAGAUUACUACUGUAUAGGUAACAUGGAUGAUUGAACUAAACCGUUUUUUAUCUUUCAUUUUAUUUUUACCUGUCUAUGUCGCUGCAUGGUUGUCUCUUUUUCCUUGAUAAUAAGUAGAACGGUGAGAGUUUAAUUUGUCAUCUUGUUUAGAGUUUGUUUAUAUAUUUCGAUCAUACUGGGUUCGAGUGGCUGGGGUCAAAUUCUCAACUUAGGUGUGCUUGUCAUCAAUGCUCACAGACAAAGAGGGACCACAACAUAAACAAAAUAAGGUACAAUUGACACAAUUCAAGGGCUUUUGAGUUUACAUUUGGCAAAGCUUAUGUUUAGUUUGACUGUGCAGGUAACUUGUCAUACCUAUUUUGUUGUUUGUUUUUGGUUAACUGCUAAUGAAUCUGUGACCCACGUGGCUUGGUUUGUUACAUUUUGAAGAUGAUUGAGGUUAUCAUCUUCAUUUAUCACUCUUUCUUUCCAUUUCACCUGGCAUAGCUUGUUAGAUUUUGAAGAUGAUUCAUGUUAUCAUCUUCAUUUUUGUCAAUUGCCAAUGAAUCUGCCAUACCAUGUUGCAUAGUUGGUUAGAUUUUGAAGAUGAUUGAGGUUAUCGUCUUCUUUUUACUGAUCUUUCUUUCCAUCUCAUAUAUUUCUUUCCAACACCAAAUAAUAUAUAUGUCCUAUAUGGUUCUGUUGGUGAGGAUAUGAUGCUUUAUUGGCUUUUGCAAACAAUAACAAUAUGACAAAGACUCAUCAAUAUUUUCAGGGAAAGUUUCCUAGAGGCGGUUAAAAGAAAUGGCAGAAUUUUUUGUUGGUCCUUGAAUUUAUUGAGAACUACAGAUGCCCAGAGGCUAGUGGUUGAGUUGAGACAACAUGUUUUAUAUUUUAAAUGCAAAGUUGUGAUUAUUUAUACUCUUCUUUGUUUCUUGAAUAAAAAUCCAUUCUUACAUUUUGCCAUGAUUUCAUUUGCACUUUCAUUUAUUCUUCCAGUUAUACAUUUGUUAAAAUAAACUGAUGAUAGGGAUACAUGUAAGUAAUUAAGCAUAAUUAACAAAAUUUUCUGCAACUUACCCGAAUCAUUGUGAAGCUCCUUUUUCAUUUUGUUUCCUGAAUGAAAGUAUUUCUUUAUUAAACAAUGUUCCUAUUAGGUCCUUCCAGGUUUUGUAGUGUGCCAUGUCUAGCUCCUGUUGAUGACUUAAUCAUACAACUAAAGCUCAAUGUUCUUGGAGGGUGCCUUUGUGUCCUUGAUUUUUACAGUGGUGAUUGUCACAAUGUUUGGGUGAUGAAAGAGUAUGGUGCGGGGGAUUCCCGGACCAAAUUUACAAUCAAUUAUGGUGAUUUCUGUUUGUGGAAACCUUUGUGCUUACCAAGGACUGGCAAAGUUUUGUUGGGCGUGAGACAAAAGAAGCUAGUGAUCUUCGGCCCUGAAGAGAAAAAAUGUAAGGAACUAGUGGUUUGAGGCAGUCCUACUCAAGUUGAUACAUCAACUUCUUCUGUGGUGGAGCGCCUUGUUUCACUCAAUUGCAGCAAUAUGAUCAAGUGCCAAUGGCAAUCAUCACGUAAAAGAUCACUACGGGAUAGGUCUCUCCAAGCACGAACUGAAGCAUGUGAAGCCGAGACUGAAUCAGAUUUUUCAAUGGCAAAGCGAUGUAGGUUGGAUGAGCCAUCCAAUUCCUAGAGCGCUCGUUUUGCCUCCAAGCUAUGGAACGGAAAAUGUCUUAGUCAGAUAAGCUUGAGUGAAGCCUGUACUUUUUCUCUGUUGAUGUUACUCCAUAAUGUUUUGUGGUGCCCAUAAAUGUGAAUUUUCUUACAUUAGUGUAAUUAUGAUAUUCAUUUAUGUUAUGCUUUGCAAGUGCUAUUUCCAGCU
This is a messenger RNA of Camellia sinensis, 3169 nucleotides long. The record is from RefSeq and is a predicted model, not a curated record. NCBI's taxonomy places the organism in Eukaryota, Viridiplantae, Streptophyta, Magnoliopsida, Ericales, Theaceae.